GUAUCCACGUUGAGCAAACCAAACCCCUGCUUCUAAAGUCUCAGACUUUCUAGGGUUUUAGCCAAGGAGGAAAGAUACGAAGAAACCGCCAUCUCUGGAGACCAGGUUAGGAUCGAUUCUUUCAAUUCCCAAUUCACAUUACAUGACCCAAUAAAACACACCCAUCUACAUCCUCUUCAAUGAUCCGUCUAAGAAGAAUCGAAAAAGCAAUCCCCAAAAAUGUCAUUUCCACACUUAAUCGAAGUAUCUCCGCCACUCCACCAAACCCUAGCUUACCCGCCACUCACCCCCUCACCAUCCUCUUAUUCCGUAACUUCACAAUCUCCUCUGUAUCAAGAAACACCAUAACAAAACAAAGCCCGAGCCUUUACAGGAGACUCUGUACCGACGAGAGCAAAACCAAUGUCUGGACCGAGGAGAUAGAGUAUCUAGACGAAUCCGGCAGCUUAAUACACAGCGGCAAAGGAAUCAGAUCCGUUACCCCAGGCGUCGACGACCACACAAUGGUCGGCACCUUAAAGAAGCCUCUCCUAAACGCCUCCGCCGUCUCCAAGAUCGUCGAAGUCGUGCAGAGGUGGAAAUGGGGACCUGAGCUAGAGACCCAUCUCGACAAGCUCCAGUUUUUACCCAACAUGGUUCACGUCAAGCAAGCGUUGAAGAUCGUUGAAGAUGUUGAUGCUGCGUUGAGUUUGUUCAGGUGGGUGAAGAAGCAGAGUUGGUAUGUUUCUUGUGAUGAGUGUUACGUUGUUUUGUUUGAUGGGUUGAAUAAGGGGAAGGAUUUUGAUGGGAUUCAGAAGCUAUUUGAGGAGAUGGUUCAGGAUAGUAGUAGCUCGCUUGGUGCUUAUAAUAAAGUGAUUCAGUAUUUGGCUAAAGCUGAGAAAUUGGAGGUUGCGUUCUGUUGUUUCAAGAAGGCUCAGGAUUGUGGGUGUAAGAUUGAUACGGUGACGUAUAAUAGUCUGAUGAUGUUGUUUUUGAAUAAAGGUUUGCCGUAUAAGGCGUUUGAGAUUUAUGAGUGUAUGGAGAAGACUGAUUCUUUGCUUGAUGGGUCGACUUAUGAGCUGAUUAUUCCUAGUUUGGCUAAGUCUGGGCGUCUUGAUGCUGCUUUUAAGCUGUUUCAGCAGAUGAAGGAGAGGAAGAUUCGACCGAGCUUUGGUGUGUUUGCUUCGCUUGUUGAUUCAAUGGGGAAAGCUGGGAGGUUAGACACGUCGAUGAAGGUUUAUAUGGAGAUGCAGGGGUUUGGUCAUAGGCCAUCAGCGACUAUGUUUGUUUCUUUGAUUGAUUCGUAUGCUAAAGCGGGGAAGCUGGAUACUGCUCUUAGGCUUUGGGAUGAGAUGAAGAGUUCAGGUUUCAGACCUAACUUUGGAUUGUACACAAUGAUCAUUGAGUCUCAUGCAAAGUCAGGAAAGCUUGAAGUAGCAAUGUCGGUGUUCAAAGACAUGGAGAAAGCUGGGUUUUUACCAACACCAUCUACGUACUCGUGUCUUUUAGAGAUGCACGCUGGUUCUGGGCAAGUAGACUCUGCAAUGAAGAUCUAUAACUCCAUGACUAACGCUGGGUUAAGACCUGGCCUGAGCAGUUAUAUCUCUCUUCUUACACUUCUCGCCAACAAAAGACUUGUUGAUGUUGCAGGGAAGAUACUACUCGAGAUGAAAGCAAUGGGGUAUUCUGUAGAUGUCUGCGCUAGCGAUGUUCUGAUGAUAUAUAUCAAAGAUGCUUCUGUUGAUCUUGCUUUGAAGUGGCUUAGGUUCAUGGGCUCUUCAGGGAUCAAAACAAACAACUUCAUCAUCAGGCAGUUGUUUGAAUCAUGCAUGAAGAAUGGUCUAUACGAUUCAGCUAGGCCUUUGCUCGAGACGCUGGUCCAUUCUUCUGGAAAAGUUGACUUGGUGCUUUACACUUCGAUUCUCGCUCAUCUUGUCCGGUGCCAAGACGAAGAUAAAGAGAGACAGUUGAUGUCAAUCCUCAGCACUACUAAACACAAAGCUCACGCGUUUAUGUGUGGUCUCUUCACAGGUCCAGAACAGAGGAAACAACCAGUUCUGACGUUUGUGAGAGAGUUUUACCAAGGGAUUGAUUACGAACUCGAAGAAGGAGCUGCUAGAUACUUUGUCAACGUCCUUCUCAACUACCUUGUCUUAAUGGGUCAGAUAAACCGAGCUAGGUGUGUCUGGAAAGUAGCAUAUGAGAACAAACUCUUCCCUAAAGCCAUCGUCUUUGACCAACACAUUGCUUGGUCUCUCGACGUGAGAAACUUGUCGGUUGGAGCAGCGCUCAUAGCAGUGGUUCACACUCUCCACAGGUUUAGAAAACGAAUGCUUUACUACGGUGUUGUCCCGAGACGUAUAAAGCUAGUGACAGGACCGACGUUGAAGAUUGUGAUUGCUCAGAUGCUGAGCUCGGUUGAGUCUCCGUUUGAGGUCAGCAAAGUGGUGUUGAGGGCACCGGGAGACUCGGUGAUGGAAUGGUUCAAGAAACCCAUCGUGCAGCAGUUUCUUCUGAACGAGAUACCGUCUCGAGCUGAUAUAUUGAUGCAUAAGUUGAAUGUUAUGUUCCCAAGCUCUGCUCCUGAGCUUAGGUCUUUGUCACCUCCCAAACCAAUCAUGUCAUCCAAGUCGUUUUAAAGACAAUAAAAGUUAUGACAUUUGUUCUCUAGUUGUGCUUAUGCUUCAUGUCUCUCACUGUUAAUACUUGUCUGAAAAUGUAAUGGAAAAUUAUUUUUACGCCUAUAAAUUAUAGUAA
This is a messenger RNA of Eruca vesicaria subsp. sativa (arugula), 2736 nucleotides long. Lineage: Eukaryota; Viridiplantae; Streptophyta; Magnoliopsida; Brassicales; Brassicaceae. The record is from the annotation of a GenBank genome assembly.